AUGAUCUUCCGGUGGUGUUGUGGUGAUCAGCAAGAAGAGUUAGUAGAAAGGAGCGGAGGCGGUGAUAUUGUGGUAUCCAACGUUGGAGACGUAGGUGGGUUGGUUUGGCAUCAAAAUUCGACUACUUGGAUGAAGGGUGUGAGUAUAGAGUUAGUAUGGUAUCUGAUGUUGGAGAUGUGGCGUGGGGAACGAUGGUUCAGGGAGGGCGACGAUGGAUUUCGCAUUUCUGUCGCCAACCACCUAUGCGCUCAAUUUCCGCCACCAAUAAACUGUGCUCUAUUAUUGUUUGAAAUAUCGGUAUUUCCUCUGUUCGCCGCCGUUGGCGUCGCCGUCGGUAUGUGCGGCCUGCAAUUGUUUCGGAACAUCAGCGGCAAUCCUGAAGUCAGAUUGACGAAGGAAAAAAGAGCUGCUGGAGUGCUGGAUAACUUUGAUGAAGGCAAAAAGUACGCAGAGCAUUCACUCAGAAAAUUUGUUCGUAAAAGGAAUCCGGAGAUCAUGCCAAAGAUCAAUUCCUUCUUUGCAGACCCUAAAUAAAUAAAUAAACUUGCGGUUUAUGGUGUCAAACAGGGUUAGUUGGUUUAUGAUUUGCCAUUUUACCUUCGAAACACUGAAAACUAGAAGCAUUGUGUUUUUAUAAUUAGUUUUCCUGUAGUUAGCGAUUAUUUUUUUCUUGUUUCAGUUUUUGCUCCAAAUCAGUGAAAAACAAUCAUAAUCAAAGGGUAUAAAUUAUACUCCGUA
Lactuca virosa is the source of this 738-nucleotide messenger RNA. Lineage: Eukaryota; Viridiplantae; Streptophyta; Magnoliopsida; Asterales; Asteraceae. The record is from the annotation of a GenBank genome assembly.